Gambusia affinis (western mosquitofish) is the source of this 783-nucleotide messenger RNA. It is a transcript of the gene ybey, whose product is annotated as ybeY metalloendoribonuclease. The record is from RefSeq and is a predicted model, not a curated record. Gene Ontology annotation, biological process: rRNA processing. Lineage: Eukaryota; Metazoa; Chordata; Actinopteri; Cyprinodontiformes; Poeciliidae. The transcript is spliced from 4 exons. Bases 1 to 507 code for a protein of 168 amino acids. Gene Ontology annotation, molecular function: metalloendopeptidase activity.
AUGGGAGUAGUCCUGCGGAACCUGCAGAAGGUGGUUCCUCUCCGCCGCGCCAGGCUGCGCAGGGACGUGGACACUCUGAGACACAUCCUGGGCAUCCAGAAGUUCGACCUGGGCAUCAUUUGUGUGGACAACCGCAGGAUUCAGCAGAUCAACUAUCUUUACAGGAAGAAAGACGCGCCGACAGACGUCCUGUCCUUCCCUUUUUAUGAGGACCUCAGGCCCGGUAAGCUGCCAUGUCCGCUGCACAGAGAUGAGCUGAACCUGGGAGACAUCUUCCUGGGCGUCGAGUUCGUGAUGAAUCAGUGCCAAAAAGAAUCGCUGGACCUUCACGGUGCUCUUACUGCCGUCACUGCACACGGGAUCUGCCACCUGCUGGGCUACCGGCACGAGACGGAGGAGGAAUGGGCCGAGAUGCUGCAGAGGGAGCGAUACAUCCUGAGCGAAUACAACAGACUGACCGGCCGCCAUCUUGAGCCGCUCAUGAAGGCGUUCAGCCCAGAAACGUGACGGCUGCGGAUCAGCGCCGCCAUGGAUCCGGAGCGCCGGGGAUCCGGAGCGCCGCGGAUCAGCGCCGCCAUGGAUCCGGAGCGCCGGGGAUCCGGAGCGCCGCGGACCUGCAGCGCUGCGGAUCAGCGCCGCCACGGAUCCGGAGCGCCGCGGCGCUGAAUGUUUUGCACCAAUUCAACCACUGCUGAAGUUUGAUGGUUUUUUUGUAGAAACCGACUGGAAGGACAUUUACAGCAGAACAAAAACUGAAAGUUAUUUAAAAAAAGAACUAAUCCA